CGCGUGGCCGGCGUCGUCGUGUGUCCGACGCCGGCAGCGGCGCUCGUUGUGGUAGUACAGUCGCAAAGCUGCAAGGGCGUCGUAGUCACCUUUGCGUCUCCGUUUGCAACGCGCAGGAAGUUAGCACGGCUCGUGCCGUCCGUCCUGCUGACAGUUCCGUGCCGGCUUUUGCGAACGGCCCUGCACGUUGCAGGUAUACGAAAACGCAGUGAUACGGAGGCGAGCUGUAGGUGGGAGUGAUGAGAACCGCCUACGGUGCCGUGCUCCUGCCCGUGAUGGUUGGCGCAAUGGCACGCGAGCAGUUCCUGCUGCUGCGACGUAGAAGAGACGCUACGACGACUAAGACCACGCAACAAGAAGGCAGCACCGAGCCUCGGAACGUGAUGCAUAUCCAGGAAGGCGACGUCGUCUCGUUCACCUGCGCGGCUGCGAGCCACGAGCCGAUGGCCAUCGAGUGGCGACACAACGGCAGCCUCGUCCAGCACCCGCCGGGCGACGAGAGGAACUCUUCGAAGUCGUCGCUUCGCGUGUGGCACGCGCCCCUAAGUUCAAUGUCCGGGGCGACGCUGACGCGCAGCCGGCUUCGGCUGACCAACGUCUCGGCGAACCACACCGGCGAGUACACCUGUCACUUCAGCGACACCCUGGGAACGCUUACACGCAGCAGCCAUCUCGUCGUACAGCCCAAAACAUCUACCGGAUCUGAGGCUGAAGACAGCCCAUGUGGGCCUGAUAGGCAAUGCUCAGAGAAAGGCAAGGCGUGCGAUGGCAAGGGCCCCUGCCAAUGUCCCGAUGGUUCGAUCUCGAAAGAAGGACAGUGCCGAGCAGUUUACAACGGUCCACAUUUAGCGAGCAUCCUGGCCUGGGUCUCGAGCGCUGCUGCAGCGGCCGUCCUACUCGCGGCGCUCGCUGUGCUGGCAGCGCGAAGAAUACGCAGGACGGCUGGAUCCACGCUUCUCGAGAGUACCCAAGACGACGACGGUUUGGAGGAGCAAAAUGUCUCGAGGAGGAGCUCCUUCAUCACCAUGACGUUACCAGCAUGCUCUCAGCUAGCAUAACCAAUAUGUCUAACCACUUGUUCACGUUUCUUACGUGGUAUUGCGUGUAGCGGAACUCCGUUUAAUUCAAUGCACUGGUGACAAUCAACUUCUAGGAAGUCUUGUUGCAUUUAUAUCGCCUGUUAACACACUUAACUUAAACAUGACAUGACUGAAUACCAAUGCGUAAGAUUAUAUACAAAGACUGAAAGCGAGACGAGCUUUUACAACAGUGCGGUCGGUCUAACAGAGCAAGAAAGAGGAAAGCAGAGCACAAGGGUACGGGAUAAGCACUAAUCAUAAUGAUGAUGACGAUACCUUUUCAA
Molecule: messenger RNA, 1363 nt
Organism: Rhipicephalus sanguineus (brown dog tick)
Lineage: Eukaryota; Metazoa; Arthropoda; Arachnida; Ixodida; Ixodidae
Exons: 6
Coding region: 240-1058 (272 amino acids)
Source: RefSeq, a predicted model, not a curated record